GGUAACAAUGCAGCUUAAGCUCAUAUUUAUCACCCGAGGGGUUAAAGAUUUGUGUGGGAAUCCCCGCAGUUAAAGACGAGCUCCAGAGGCGGUGAGAAACGAGGCGGUAACCAUUCCUAUUCAGAGUUUCGAAGCUUGCAUCAUGCCCGGAACUGCCAGAUUAUAUUAAACAACCACUUGUAAAAAGAGAUAAGUGUAACGUUACACAAUCACAAUUUUAAUGCAACAAAAUCUAGUGGGAGGUCAACAAAUUUUGUUUGACGCUGCCCAUGCAGCUAGACUAGUAGGAUUGUGCAGUGGAUACACCAGUGAAUGCUCCUCUCCAACAGAUUUGCUGAAGCAAGAAUAGAGACUAGCUGGCUGGCUACGCGAUGCGAGAAUGGUGUUAGCCUACACCGCUUUACGGGAAGAAAAUAAAUUCACCAUUCAAGUAUGUUACAACGGCAGAAGCAGUAAUACUAAUUAAAACUGUAGAUCUAGUGUUUUUUUCGCUACACAAUCAGCCCAGUGGAUAUCGAAAUAGGAUAGCUAACCAGCUAACAUUAGCUCCGGUUGCUAAAGUGAUUAGAGUAGCUAUCAGCCUUUGAGGCGUAAACAGAAACCCGUGACAGGAAGAGCCCGUAAUAUCUGCUCUUGCUGCUGUCGGAGCUUCCAUCGACCCUCCCAACUGAACCCCGUGAUCAACAAAACAGCACAACAGAGUGGAGGAAAAAUGGCGAGCGGGGAGGAGGCUGGACACCGCUCUGUUUCCUCCUCUUCGGUGGGCCUGGAGUCACUGUUCCCAGGCGAGGAAGGCGAAGAAGCUGGCGUGGAAGGGAGCCCGGAGCUCGUACAACUGCGAGAGCGACUUCAGGGUUGGCUGUCACCAUACGAGCCCGUAAUGUUGUGGAUGCAGCGGCUGCUGGUGUGGGAGAGGCCGCUGCACAGCAUCUUCGUUGCAUUUACCCUGAACACCGCUUUCUGGCUUCUGUCGUCCACGUCCGUGCGACCUGUUUUUCUCCUGAGUAUGGCUCUUCUUGGACUAGUGCUUCUGGACAGGUGGAAGCAUAAAUUGCCCAAUCUCACAGCCCAGUUUCCAGAGGCACCCGUCAGUCAAAGGGAGAGCGUGACGGUGCAGCCCCGGCUCCUCAGUGUUCCGGAACUCAGCCACCACCUGGCGGAGAGCUACCUCACCUGCAGCUUGUACCUCCAGGAGGCGCUGCAGUACAAACGGCUGAACCACGGCAAGUUCUGUGUGGUGGUGUGUGCAGGCUGCGUGGUUCUGGCUGUUGUGGGGCAUUACGUACCAGGAGUUAUGAUUUCCUACAUCAUACUGCUGAGCGUGCUGGUUUGGCCCCUGGUGGUCUACCACGAGCUGAUCCAAAAAAUGUACACGGGGCUGGAGCCCAUCCUGAUGAAACUGGACUACAGCAUGAAGGGGGACACGCAGCCACACAAGAAGAAGGUGAAGAAGGAGUCGGAGGACGGGGCCGAGCCGCUGGUGGAGACGGGGAGCGAGAGUGAAGAGGAGCUGUCCUGCUUCGCCCCCACGGUGGACGUUAAGACCACCGCCCUGGCCAUGGCCAUCACCGACUCGGAGCUCUCGGACGAGGAGGCGUCCAUCUUGGAGAGCGGCGGGUUCUCCGUGUCCAGAGCCACGACCCCGCAGCUCACCGACGUCUCUGAAGUCCAGGUCGUGUCUGUGAGUGCGUUCUCUGGCUGUGACGCUGCAGAUCUGGACGUGCAGAGCGUGCACAGUGAGCAUGAGGAGGCCUUCUCCAGUGACCUGCCGGAGUUCCCGUCCGUGGAGGAGUUCUCCAUCGAGCAGAACCUGCUCCAGUUCCCCCUGCGGUCGGCCGCCCCGGACCGGGGCGAGGGGGCCGCCGCUGACCCCCCCGGGCCGGAGCCCCAGAGCCCCGCCAGCCUGCUGAUCCAGCACCUGGCGUCCCCGCUCCACUUCGUCAACUCGCACUUCAACGGGCACGGCCGGCAGGCGGGCGGGGCCGAGGCGGGCCGGCAGGCCGGGGGGGCGGGCCGGCAGGCGGGGGGGGCGACGGGCCCCAGCCCCGCCCUGGAGGCCCUGAGCGAGGAGAUGGUGAGCACGGCCAUCUCCAGCGUGGUGCGCAGCACGCUCUCCGCCCUGCUGCGCUCCAGCGAGGCCAGCGAGGGUCCCGCCAUCGCCGAGUUCCUGCCGGACGAGACCCCGCCGGCCCCCGAGUCCGAGCCCGAACCCGCACCCCAACCCGAGGACCCCGCCGCCGAGAGGGCCGAGAGGGACCAGACCGCGGACACGCCCACCGACACGCCCACUCCCGCCGACACGCCCACCCCCGCCGAGGAGGAGGACUUCGAGCUGCUGGACCAAAGUGAACUGGAGCUGAUGGACAGGGAGCUGGGCCUGAGCUCUGAGGGACAGGAAACUGCUGUAGCCCCGCCCACGCAGAUAGCCCCUCCCACCCAGCACCCCGAGGAGUCCUAGCUUCCUCACUGCUUGUAGUUUCGUUUAUUUAUAGUAAUAUAUAUAAAUAUAUACACACACACACACACACACACACACACACACAUACAUACAUUUGCACGCACUGGUAUACCCUUUCUUCUGCCGUAGGUCAGAUUGCGUACUGGGGGGGGGGUGGAGGGGGUGUGGCUAUGGCUGAGUAAUGCCCAUGUCACCUAUGUCCAGAACCGGCCCUGAAGACACACACACACACACGCGCAUGCGCGCGCACACACACACACACACGCAUGCACACAAACACUCACACAAACACACCAAAAAUUUACCAACAUACUCCCUUGAUGUGGUUUUUCUUUUUGAUGAGUUUUAAGUUUACUACUGUGGGUUUGUCUCUUUCCUUUUUGUUUUUUGAUUGGGGAGGGAAAACAAAAUUUGACCAUCUACUCACCGAAUAGCCGCACACUGACAGUUGACUUCGAAUCCGGGGCUUGAUGGAAGCUCGCGAUAGGCCAGACCUGAUCUUCCAGUUGAAAGCGCAGGCCACGAACUGCAAGUCAUGGGCAGGUUUCAGUCGUACCGGUCCCAGCUACGUCAUAGUUUGGGCCAACCCAAAAGUAGGAUAACUGUUGAUGCAUAAAUGAAGGAAGACAUUUUGUUAUGACAACAGCACUGAUGGUAUUAUAUAUAUAUUUUUAACAUGCCUAUAGUUUGACAUAAAAAUUGAAAUGAAAUAUUGGAAGUUGUAUGUAUAGACUAGGUCAGUAUUUAUCCUAUAGCCCUUUGAGCGGUGCGUGUAUAUAGUGUACAGUUCAGGGUUUGGGGUUGUUGCAUUUUGAGGAGUAGAAGUGUUGGAAGACAGACUCCUGUUUUGAGAUGACACACAUUUUUUAUGGGAUGUUCAGCCAGAUCCGUUGAAACCAAAUGCUUUGCAGAUCGGAUCAUGAUUUAGCUGGCCAGCUUUUAAAGCAGGAAAUUGCACUACUUGGAAUAAAUGCCCUGGGUGUUUUGGUGAUUAUCGGAACGGGCUUCUGAGAACUGACAGAGCAGCAGCAGAUCCCUAAUUUGUGUGGACUUUGGAUUGUCCCUUAUCGGGUGGCGCAGUUGGUCUUUUUCAUUAUAUUUAUGCAUUAUGGUCCUCUGGAAAAAGCCAGCAGUUUCUGUUAAACUGAAACCAAGAGCAGUCCGGUUGUGACGGCCUCGUGUGUGCAUAAGAACCUGAUGUUGGGUAAAUAUUUGGCAGGUUCUCGUCACGUCUGACUACUCGGUAUUCCUGAGUCAGAAGAGCCACUGGCUGUUUGCAAAGCAUCUAGUUUGGAGAUCAGUGUGGAGCGUGCACACAAAUAAACUGAGGUGAUCGUUCACACUAAACAGGAAAUGGGGGGGGGGGGAGAGGGGGAGGGGGGGAGCGGGGGAGUUCAUUGGAACCUCAUUUGACCCAAACUGACGCCUAUCCCUCUCGAUUUGUCUUGGUUUUCUGGUACUGUAGUAAAAAGAAAAAAAAAAAAGAAGGGAACAAUAAAAUAGUUUGCAGUGAUUUGUCAUGGAAAAUGAAAGGUUGUUUCUUUUUAAAAGAAUAUUUGCUGUUAAGCCGUCCUGCAAUCUGAUGUUACCUAUUCCGUCACAAUAAAUGCCAAGACGAGUUUGAAGCGGAUAUGAAAUGGUGAACUGGAGUAAUAAUUGUCACAAACGUGUGUCUUAGAGCCAGGGAUAUUGAGAAUGUGCAGAGGUACCCAUUUGCAUGUCCUUCCAGACGUUUGAAAUGAAGUUGCAGAAGAGGAAAUCCGGUGGUGCGUGCAGGUGGGGGAACGUGCUUUCUGAAUAUCAGGGCUGCACUGUACUGCAGGGUGUCCCGGCCAGGCUUUGAAACUGCAUUUUGGAACGGUCGAAUUAAUCGGUUAAAUGACUUGUACGUAAAUAAUGUAUCUUACUUGUACAGUGCAUCGCAGCUCUAUACUGUUCCUUUGGUAGAUUAAGAAAGCUGUUGCUUUCAAACAGCCGUCCAGGACAAGGGUUGGACUCCUUUUGUGAUCUGUCUUUUAGAUUUCCUUUUUUUUUUUUUUUUUUUUUUAAGACUGUAGCAGCACAUGUACUUUGUGAAUUAGACCUCUACUUUUUAUGUACAAGGGCGUUUACUGCCCCCGUUGACCUUCUGAAACACACGCCUCAAAUGACAAUGCGCACCAAGCGAAUGCGAGUAAAUGUAACAUCUGUUAACGAAACAGACCAACGCAGACCAAAUUGUGUCCAGAAAUGUGCAUGGUUUGCAACUCGAUUAGAAUCAAAAUUGGGUUUGGUCAAAAAAAAAUGCUUGCUUGCAUCCAAUCUGCGGCUUGAACAAGCCAUGUUAAACAAUCUUGAAAUGGUCUUGGAUGCUGUAGUAUCUUCCAGAUGUACUAACGUGGAAUGAGGUGUCUGUAUUAUUGGGUUGUAUUAAUCUUAAAGAACUGAAUUGUUUUCCCCCUAACAAUGUAAUCUAAUUAAUUAUACAAUGUGUCUAAAAGGUCAGAUUUAAAAAGUUAUUUAAAGUCCUUUUGAUACUUAUGUAUUGUAGAAAUGUGCUUGUUUGCUUUUUCUGCUUCCUAAUAUAUAAAAAGCACUUAAACCAGA
This is a messenger RNA of Anguilla rostrata (American eel), 5044 nucleotides long. It is a transcript of the gene retreg2, whose product is annotated as reticulophagy regulator family member 2. The coding region runs from base 713 to 2458 and encodes 581 amino acids. NCBI's taxonomy places the organism in Eukaryota, Metazoa, Chordata, Actinopteri, Anguilliformes, Anguillidae. The transcript has 9 exons. The record is from RefSeq and is a predicted model, not a curated record. Gene Ontology annotation, cellular component: membrane.